AUGGAAGAUGCACACGCCGCAGUACUCGACCUACAACCCGAGGAAAAUGGCAAAUCCAAACAGCCAUCGCCCCCAGAUAAACGGUUAUCGUAUUUUGGUGUCUACGAUGGGCAUGGUGGGGAAAAAGUCGCGCAGUUCGCUGGGGAGAAUAUCCACAAGAUUGUCGCAAAACAGGACUCAUUCUCCAAAGGAGACAUUGAGCAAGCCUUGAAGGAUGGCUUUCUCGCCACUGAUCGUGCGAUCCUCAAUGAUGCUCGUUACGAAGAUGAGGUAUCCGGAUGUACCGCAUCCGUUGGCAUCAUAUCAAAAGACAAAAUAUGGGUGGCCAAUGCUGGAGACUCUCGCACUGUCCUUGGUGUCAAAGGGAGAGCAAAGCCGCUGUCCUUCGACCACAAACCCCAGAACGAAGGCGAGAAAGCCCGUAUAAGUGCUGCGGGAGGCUUUGUGGACUUUGGUCGAGUCAAUGGCAAUCUCGCCCUGUCACGUGCCAUAGGCGACUUUGAAUUCAAGAAGAGCGCGGAUCUUUCCCCUGAGCAGCAGAUUGUCACAGCCUUUCCCGAUGUGAUCACGCACGAGGUCUCGUCCGAUGAUGAGUUCUUAGUGAUUGCCUGCGAUGGUAUAUGGGAUUGUCAAUCUUCGCAAGCCGUGGUCGAGUUUGUGCGAAGAGGGGUUGCUGCCAAACAAGAGCUACAUCUCAUUUGCGAGAACAUGAUGGACAACUGCCUCGCGUCCAACAGUGAGACCGGCGGUGUUGGCUGUGACAAUAUGACAAUGAUUGUUAUCGGCCUGCUGAACGGCAAAAGCAAAGAAGAGUGGUAUGAGAUGAUCAGUAAACGAGUGGCAGACGGUGAUGGACCAUGUGCGCCACCAGAGUACGCUGAAUUCCGCGGACCGGGUGUCCGACAUCAAUUUGAUCACGACAGCCCGGACGAGUACGAACUCGACCUUGACCACCGGCCUAGAGGGCUCGGGGGCCGGAGUGACGACACGGAAAUGUUCGAUCAAAGUGAAGAAGACAAAGAUGCGGCGAACCAGGUCAAGAAGGGCACUCCAGACACAUCAGAUAUCGAGUCUGCGCGAAGCGAGCGAGAAGGCACUCCGGCCCCCCAAUCGGCGGCUGAUGAAUCGAAAGCGCCAAAUCACCAGGAUGCCUCGCACAGCAAAGACACCGAGAACAGAGAGACAGCGGAUGACACGACCCAGAAGGCUGCUGCCUGA
Cladophialophora immunda is the source of this 1218-nucleotide messenger RNA. RefSeq lists its product as uncharacterized. The transcript is spliced from 7 exons. The record is from RefSeq and is a predicted model, not a curated record. The coding region runs from base 1 to 1218 and encodes 405 amino acids. Gene Ontology annotation, molecular function: cation binding; protein serine/threonine phosphatase activity. Gene Ontology annotation, biological process: protein dephosphorylation. Lineage: Eukaryota; Fungi; Ascomycota; Eurotiomycetes; Chaetothyriales; Herpotrichiellaceae.